Clonostachys rhizophaga is the source of this 870-nucleotide messenger RNA. The record is from the annotation of a GenBank genome assembly. Lineage: Eukaryota; Fungi; Ascomycota; Sordariomycetes; Hypocreales; Bionectriaceae.
AUGGCUAUCUCUACAGAUCUCCGUAUUGGAACCAAAUCGAUUCGGACCAAGGCCGACUUUGAAGACUACGUUCGUCACUUCAACCGUGACGACAAGGCUGAGUAUACAGCUUACUACGCUAAAGAUGCUCUGUUCAGGUUCAGUGGUUUCCCCGACAGGAAUCUUGAUGAGUUCAUGGCCUGGGCCGAUCAGAUUCAUGCUGGUAUGCGUGAAACCCUCAACGUAGAGAGGAUAGUCUUUAGCCCGGAUGUUGUCGUUGCCGAGUUGCACACGCAGUUUCGAGGCAUCAAUGGCUAUGAAACCGACAACCUGGCCGGUAGAUGGGGCCCAGUCUGGGAGGGAAAUGGCCCUCUUGUCAAGAUGUUCGUCUGGUAUUAUCUUGACAAAGAUGGUCAUAUCCGCCUGCUGACUGAGGACGCUUAUGUCAUGAAGGAGGCCUCGAGGGACGUUAUUCGCUCCCAAGAUGACAUGAACAAAUAUCUUGAUGCCUUCAACGCCAACGACUUUGAUAUCUUCCCGCGUUAUUACACACAGGAUGUUGUUAUCUCUCUAGAUAGCAAGCAGACCCUUGAAGGCAAAGAUGAGGUCGUCAGCUUCUUUCGCAAUGCGCGCAACAAUAUACUCGAGGAGGUUGAUAUUCAAUCUAUUGCCCUUAGCCCGAAUGCAGUUGCCAUCAAGUCCAACAUCAAAUUCACUGCUCUUGCGAAUAUAGAGGAUAUCUUACAGUUCGGCUCGGGAGUAAGAGAGGGGGGAGGUUACGAGGCCCAGUUCCUGAUUUAUUACGAGCUGAACCCUGAAGGAAAGAUUCACAGAAUCACUGCCGCCCAUUCCGCACCUGUUAAGAUUUUUAAUCCUUGGAAGCAGUCUUAA